AGAUUUAAAGGCGUCGGUGAGCUUUAACAAUCUGUGCCCUAUUUAAAUCUUGGUGGCGUAAUAAGAGAGACAAUCAAACUCUAGAGAGAGAAGCUAGAGAGAGAGAGAGAGAGAGAGAGAGUUUCUCUCUCUUCAAUGGCGGAAUCAAGCGACUCAGUUUCCAUCGAUGUUGAGAGAAUUUCUUUUGGGGGAAAGGAGCAUAUCGUACAAACAAGUUGUGGCCCAUUAUGCGUUUCGGUGUACGGAGAUCAAGAGAAGCCUGCACUUGUUACUUAUCCUGAUGUAGCUCUAAAUUACAUGUCUUGCUUCCAAGGAUUAUUUUUUUGGCCUGAAGCUUCUUCUUUGCUGCUUCAAAAUUUUUGCAUUUAUCACAUAAGUCCUCCUGGACAUGAGUUGGGAGCUGGUCCAAUUUCUUCAGAUGUGCCAAUCCCUUCUGUUGAUGAACUUGCAGAUCAGAUUGCAGAAGUUCUUGAUCACUUUGGGUUAGGUCCAGUGAUGUGCAUGGGAGUUACAGCUGGUGCCUACAUUCUUACACUUUUUGCUACGAGAUAUAGAGAGCGGGUUCUUGGUCUGAUACUUAUCUCGCCUCUGUGCAAAGCACCCUCAUGGACAGACUGGUUGUAUAACAAGGUUAUGUUGAAUAUGCUCUAUUAUUACGGCAUGUGCAGUUUGAUAAAGGAAUUCUUACUUCAAAGAUACUUCAGUAAGGAAGUGCGAGGUGGUCCUCAGGUCUUAGAAUCCGAUAUAGUACAAGCCUGUAGAAGUUUGCUAGAUGAGAGACAAAGUACAAAUGUUUGGCGGUUUCUACAGUCAAUCAAUGCGCGACGGGAUAUUACAGAACAGUUGAAGAGAUUACAGUGCAGAACAUUAAUAUUUGUGGGUGAGAACUCCCCUUGCCAUUCAGAAGCCCUUCACAUGGCCUCCAAGCUGGACAAAAGAUAUAGUGCCUUGGUUGAGGUACAAGCAUGUGGGUCCAUGGUGACAGAAGAGCAGCCCCACGCCAUGCUGAUACCCAUGGAGUACUUCCUCAUGGGCUAUGGGCUGUACAGGCCGAGCCAGCUCAGCACCAGCCCACGGAGCCCAUUAAGCCCAUCUUGCAUAUCACCGGAGUUAUUCUCACCUGAGAGCAUGGGGUUAAAGCUAAAGCCUAUUAAGACGAGAAUCUCUCUUCAAGUCUGAAACUUUUGCGAGCAUACACUAGUUUUAGUAGUAGUGUAAAAUUCUAGGUGUACAAUUCUUGGGGGGUUGUAGAUACAAAAAAAAAAGAGGAGAUUGUGAGAUUCUUGUAUUGUAUUCAUUCAUUUGUAGUCAGCACUCUUUAUGUAAAGCUUUCAUUGUUUAUAGUUGGCCUAGUGACUAUAAUAAUGAUGAUGACAAUCAUGUGAUUGUGCUUUUCUGCUCGCC
Asparagus officinalis (garden asparagus) is the source of this 1404-nucleotide messenger RNA. RefSeq names its product pollen-specific protein SF21-like. The coding region runs from base 136 to 1179 and encodes 347 amino acids. The transcript has 11 exons. The record is from RefSeq and is a predicted model, not a curated record. NCBI's taxonomy places the organism in Eukaryota, Viridiplantae, Streptophyta, Magnoliopsida, Asparagales, Asparagaceae.